GCGCCAUGUCUUUACGCAUUCUCGCUCCUCCCUUGUACCGGAGAUUCGUCCAUCGUUUCCGUCCUCACAUGUGCCACGCCGGCUCUUGGUCAACCGCUUUACAAUGAGCUCCAGAGCGCUUCCGUUUCCUGUUCCUGGACCCCUACCAAAUCCUGAUUUCCAGUUUGGCGCUUCGACAUCUGCGUCGCCUCCACAUGUCUCACCGGAUGCAGAAUCCCCUGGGAAUGUGCACACAUGGGCGUUUCCUCGUAAUGAGGCAGAUCAGGACACGGAGGACUCAUACAGUUCAACUUGUACAUCCAACUUCGAGAUACGCAUGUCCGGUCUGAACAUACAGUCUAGCCAGAGAUCGCCCGUCUUCGUUUGCUUACCAACACAGGGAACACAGGAACCAGGUGCUCUUCCCCUGCUUACACUGUUUCACCCGUGGAAGUACGCACCCUGGAUACGGCAAAGAACCCUGGCUCUUCGGGUCUACGAACGAGCGAGGCUUCGUUUCGGUACAAUCCUGGCCAACACCUAUCUGGGUCCCACGGAGCCUGCCAUAGCAACCCGCAAGCCCAGUAUACCUACCAUCCAAGGAGUGCCGCACAGUCAUAUCCAGAACAAUAUCGAUAUAGCUCCUCAUACCAACGUCCGUAGAAACGACGUCCUCGUUCAACGCAUACCAUUUCGCCCAGAAUCCAACCAAUACUCCUACACAUGAUACUAUCCGUCAUUCCCGCAGGACAGCACGUUUCCCUACACAGAUGUCUCAUACGGCCAACUCGGGUUGCAGUAUCCAACAGAGAGCACGUUUUCGUGUAGCUCUGCUCCGUCUGCUAAUAUUGGAAUCGUCGGGGGUAUGAACUCGUAUGUGUUGCCUCCGGCUUUGCUGUGCCUCCUGCAAAUAGGGUGGGGCAUGGUGAGGAACAGUUCAG
Molecule: messenger RNA, 920 nt
Organism: Suillus subalutaceus
Lineage: Eukaryota; Fungi; Basidiomycota; Agaricomycetes; Boletales; Suillaceae
Exons: 3
Coding region: 104-706 (200 amino acids)
Source: RefSeq, a predicted model, not a curated record